ACAGUGAGUGCAUUCAUUAUUAGAAUUGCGCUGCUGCAAGAAAUUCAUAACCACUGGCAGCUCUGUUUUGUGGGGAAGAAUUCAUUUUUCGCAUUUGGGAUUUAGGAUUGAAACACAGAGAGAACCGCAGAUCCAAUUGCCGAAAAUCGGGCGAGGCGACGACCAAGACCUCAUUUUUAAUUUCUAAAUUGAGGUUUUAACAGUGAAGUGUGGCUGGGGUUUUAAUCAUCCGCCCCAGCGUCGCACUCUGACUUCCACGUUCAAGUCGCGCUGAAAUUGGAAUCGUCUCUUGUUCAUCCAAUUUCACAUGAUUUUUCCCGAUUCCACCAUUGGUAGCUAUGAGGAAGCCUCUGGGCGCUGUAAUCUUCCUUCUCAUCUUCACAAACUGCGCCUUUUCAUGGAAGAAAGAAGAGUUCAGGACCUGCAACCAAACCCCAUUCUGCAAACGCGCCCGCUCCCGGAAACCAGGCGCUUCGUCCCUGAUCGCCGCCGACGUCUCCGUCUCCGACGGCGACCUUGUAGCAAAGCUCGUCGCCAAGGAGAAUACCGAAGAAAAUUCCGAAAAUGAAGGGAAACCCACAAACCCUUUGGUUCUCACAAUAUCGGCAUAUCAAGACGGCGUGAUGAGGCUCAAAAUUGACGAAGAUCAAACCUCGAACCCAUUCAAGAAGAGAUUUGAGGUACCUGAUGUGAUUUUACCCGAAUUUCUGAGCAAGAAGCUCUGGCUACAGAGGCUGAAACAAGAAAAAAGUGAUGAGGGUUUGGGUGUAUUUUCUGUUGUAUAUCUUUCAGAUGGAUUCGAGGGUGUAAUUAGGCAUGAUCCAUUUGAGGUUUUCGUUAGGGAGAUUGGGAAAAAUGGGAAAAAACUUGUGUCCUUGAAUUCCAAUGGUUUGUUUGAUUUUGAACAGCUGAGGGAUAAGAAAGAGGAAAAUGAGGAUUGGGAGGAGAGGUUUAGAAGCCAUACUGAUACAAGGCCAUAUGGUUCUCAAAGUAUCAGUUUCGACGUGUCGUUUUUCGAUGCUGAAUUUGUGUAUGGCAUUCCAGAGCAUGCCACAAGUUUAGCACUAAAGCCAACUAGAGGGCCGGGAGUCGAGCAUUCCGAGCCCUACAGGCUAUUCAAUCUUGAUGUGUUUGAGUACCUCCACGAUUCGCCUUUCGGGCUGUAUGGUUCGAUUCCAUUCAUGAUAUCUCACGGUAGGCUGCGAGGAAGUUCCGGAUUCUUUUGGCUGAAUGCUGCCGAAAUGCAGAUUGAUGUUUUAGGGGAUGGAUGGAAUGAUGAAUUUUCGUCUGAUCAGAAGAGAGUCGAUACCCUGUGGAUGAGUGAGGCCGGUGUUGUGGAUGUGUUCUUUUUCGUCGGUCCUGAUCCAAAAGAUGUCGUUAGGCAGUAUACUAGUGUGACAGGGACAGCGGCAUUGCCUCAGCUGUUUGCGACCGCCUACCAUCAAUGCAGGUGGAAUUACAGAGACGAGGAGGAUGUUGAUAAUGUCGACUCUGAAUUCGAUGUGCACGACAUUCCUUAUGAUGUUUUGUGGCUUGAUAUCGAACACACAGACGGGAAAAGAUAUUUUACCUGGGACAGGGCGCUGUUUCCGAAUCCUGAGGAGAUGCAGAAGAAGUUAGCCUCGAAAGGUAGGCGGAUGGUGACGAUCGUGGAUCCUCACAUCAAAAGGGAUGAAUCGUAUUUCAUACACGAGGAAGCUUCUGAGAAGGGAUACUAUGUGAAGGAUGCUUCGGGGAAGGAUUUCGAUGGUUGGUGCUGGUCUGGCUCAUCGUCCUACCCAGAUUUUCUGAAUCCGGAAGUUAGGAACUGGUGGGCUGAAAAAUUCUUGUAUGAGAAUUAUGCCGGUUCGACUCCAUCGUUGUACAUUUGGAAUGAUAUGAAUGAGCCUUCGGUUUUCAAUGGUCCCGAGGUUUCAAUGCCAAGAGAUGCUCUACACCACGGAGAUGUCGAGCAUAGAGAGUUACACAAUGCUUAUGGCUACUAUGUGCACAUGGCUACAUCCGAUGGACUAAUUAAGCGAAGUGAUGGAAAAGAUCGACCUUUUGUUUUGUCGAGAGCAUUUUUCCCCGGAAGUCAAAGAAUCGGAGCAGUUUGGACAGGAGACAACUCAGCUGAUUGGGAUCACUUCCGGGUUUCGGUUCCCAUGAUCUUGACACUCGGCCUUACCGGGAUUUCAUUCUCCGGCGCUGAUGUUGGUGGAUUUUUUGGUAAUCCUGACACUGAGUUGUUGGUUCGUUGGUAUCAGCUCGGUGCCUACUAUCCCUUCUUUAGAGCACACGCCCAUCAUGACACCACAAGGCGCGAACCUUGGCUGUUUGGCGAACAGACGACAGAAAUCAUUCGGGAAGCUAUACGUGUGCGCUACAUGUUGCUACCGUAUUUUUACACAUUGUUCAGAGAGGCGAAUGCGACCGGCAUCCCUGUCGCUCGCCCUCUGUGGAUGGAAUUUCCUAAGGACGAAAAGACAUUCAGCAACGACGAAGCAUUUAUGGUCGGAAACAGUCUUUUGGUUCAAGGAAUAUACACAGAGCAUGCAAAACAUGUGUCGGUAUAUCUUCCCGGGAAUCAGCUAUGGUAUGACAUGAAAACCGGUGCUUCUUACAAGGGAGGCGCAGCUCAUAAAAUGGAAGUGUCGAAAGAUCACAUUCCAUCUUUCCAGCGCGCCGGCACCAUCAUUCCUAGAAAGGAUAGAUUUCGAAGAAGCUCGACACAAAUGGAAGACGAUCCUUACACUCUGGUUAUUGCACUCAACAGCUCCAAAGCUGCCGAAGGCGAGCUGUACGAAGAUGAUGGGAAGAGCUUUGAAUUUCUACACGGCGCGUACAUUCACCGGGGCUUCACAUUUUCAGACAGGAAGCUAACUUCUUCCAACAUGGCUCCUCACGACAAAUUUUCCUCGGAUUGCACCAUUGAAAGAAUUAUACUCCUAGGUAUGUCUCCUGUACCCAAAACUGCUCUAAUUGAGCCAGGAAAUAAGAAGGUCGCCAUUGAAUUGGGACCACUGACACUUCGACGAGGAGCUGCUCCAUCUGUCCCGACUAUCAGGAAACCUAAUGUUCGAAUUUCUGAUGACUGGACAAUUAAAAUCUUGUAAACACUGUAUUCAAUGUAUGAUCAUAUCUGUAUGCAGAAUUGAAUUAUUGAUCAGAUGUCACUCGAUAGCUUAAGAACUCUUAAAGCUACUGUUCUUGGAGCGUUCUAUCAAUCUGAAAAUUUCUGUGGUUCUUGUUCUUUGAAAUUGAACU
Andrographis paniculata is the source of this 3246-nucleotide messenger RNA. Its product is annotated as probable glucan 1,3-alpha-glucosidase. Lineage: Eukaryota; Viridiplantae; Streptophyta; Magnoliopsida; Lamiales; Acanthaceae. Gene Ontology annotation, molecular function: alpha-glucosidase activity; carbohydrate binding. Gene Ontology annotation, biological process: N-glycan processing; carbohydrate metabolic process. Bases 339 to 3095 code for a protein of 918 amino acids. The record is from RefSeq and is a predicted model, not a curated record. The transcript has 6 exons.